Messenger RNA from Lemur catta (Ring-tailed lemur), 514 nucleotides. Its product is annotated as FAD-linked sulfhydryl oxidase ALR-like. Lineage: Eukaryota; Metazoa; Chordata; Mammalia; Primates; Lemuridae. The transcript has 2 exons. Gene Ontology annotation, cellular component: mitochondrion. The record is from RefSeq and is a predicted model, not a curated record. Bases 1 to 417 code for a protein of 138 amino acids. Gene Ontology annotation, biological process: liver development. Gene Ontology annotation, molecular function: flavin-dependent sulfhydryl oxidase activity; flavin adenine dinucleotide binding.
AUGGUCAGUGCAAACUCCAGCACAUCCCUAAUGCUAGUGAAGGUGGCAGUUCAGAAGCAGGACAGACAGUUUAGGGACGAUUGUCCACAGGAUGGAGAGGAACUGGGCCACAACAUCUGGGCUCUUCUCCACACCCUGGCCGCCUGCUAUCCCCACCUGCCCACCCCAGAACAGCAGCAAGACAUGGCCCAAUUCAUACAUUUAUUUUCCAAGUUCUACCCAUGUGAGGAGUGUGCUGAAGACCUAAGGGAGAGGAUAUGCAGGAACCAGCCAGACACCUGCACUCGGGAAUGCUUCUCCCAGUGGCUGUGCCACCUGCACAAUGAGGUGAACCGCAAGCUGGGCAAGCCUGACUUCGACUGCUCGAAAGUGGAUGAGCGCUGGCGAUACGGCUGGAAGGACGGCUCCUGUGACUAGAGAGUGGCAGCCAGAGCCCAUGGGGCAGCCAGCCAGGGCCCAUGGGGUGGCCUGGCUGGACAGGAGCAGGGCACUCAUUAAAGUGAACAGAGCCAGA